Molecule: messenger RNA, 267 nt
Organism: Artibeus jamaicensis (Jamaican fruit-eating bat)
Lineage: Eukaryota; Metazoa; Chordata; Mammalia; Chiroptera; Phyllostomidae
Product: 60S ribosomal protein L36a-like
Exons: 1
Coding region: 1-267 (88 amino acids)
Biological process (GO): translation
Cellular component (GO): ribosome; cytosolic large ribosomal subunit
Molecular function (GO): structural constituent of ribosome
Source: RefSeq, a predicted model, not a curated record
AUGGUCAAGGUUCCUAAAACCCGCCGGACUUUCUGUGAGAAGUGUGGCAGCAUCAACCCCGCGAAGUCACACAGUACAAGGAGGCAAGGUUCUCCUAGCGCGCAGGGGGAGUGGCGUUACGACAGGAAGCAGAGUGGGUAUGGUGGGCAGACUGAGCCGAUUUUCUGGGAAAAGGCUAAAACUACAGAGAAGAUUGUGCCGAGGCUUGAAUGUGUUGGGCCCAAGUGCAGAUCUAAGAGAAUGCUGGCUAUUAAGGGAGCAUUCUGA